Messenger RNA from Eruca vesicaria subsp. sativa (arugula), 1026 nucleotides. NCBI's taxonomy places the organism in Eukaryota, Viridiplantae, Streptophyta, Magnoliopsida, Brassicales, Brassicaceae. The record is from the annotation of a GenBank genome assembly.
UUAAAUGAAAAGGUCAUAUACGAUUGUGUGGAUAUACAUAAACAACCUUCCUUAAGUCAUCCACUACUCCAUAAUCAUAAAAUCCAGAUGGAACCAUCAUUUUACAUACCUAAACCAAAACAUAAUGGUCAAAAAAUAAAUGAAAUUAAAAGAACCAUCAACUGUCCAAAUGGAACGGUUCCUAUACAAAGGAACACAAAAGAAAAUUUUGCAGAUGGUAAAUAUUGGGCAGAAAAUUUUGUUACUCCACUUACGGCUGGAGGUCAUGGAAUACAUUUUGCCGGAGUUAGAACACAAGAUAAAGGCCCUUACCAUGGUUUGGCAGCGUGGAUGAGUGUGCAUGAUUUGAAUGUUAAUCACGACCAGAUUUCAUACACUACCAUAUAUGUAGAAAGUGAAGUCAACAACAAAGUUAACUCCAUCCAAACUGGCUGGAUGGUGAAUCCAAAUUUAUUCGGUGACAACCGCACAUGGAGUUAUGGAUUUUGGAAGGGUGCCAAUGGAGCAGGCUGUUAUAAUACAAUAUGUCCUGGUUUUGUUCAAGUGUCAAAAACUGAUCUUUUAAGUGCACCUUUUCCUUAUCCCGGCAAAGGACAAGGAGAAAGAGCUGUAUAUACUAGUAUUUUACAAGAUAAAGUAACAGGAAAUUGGUGGACAACAGAUGUAAAAUACAAUGGACCAGAUACACAUGUUGGUUAUUGGCCAAAAGAACUAUUUGAUCUUAUAAGUAAUGGUGUGGAUAUAGUUGGAGUUACGGGAGCAGCCCGCGCUUCAUCAUCUGGUAUAAGUCCGCCAAUGGGUAAUGGUCAUCUACCAACUGAAGAUGAGAAAGCGGCUGCUCAUGUUAAGAACCUUCAAAUCUUAGAUUCUGAAUUUAAAGUCAAAGAAAGUAACAAAUAUAAUUUAGAAAAGGUAUUGGAUAACAACAAAUGUUAUGGUUUAAGAGAUGGUAAGAAACGUAUUUUCUUCAAAGAAUCUAUUUUGUUUUCAUAUGGUGGACCGGGGGGAGAUUCUUGUGGAAUCUAG